CAUAUCCAUAUCUGAGCCCCCAUGUAUAUAAACACCCCGGGGAGGACUUCUUCACACUGCUGCUGGCCCCUGUGUCCUCCUUCUCGGCUCUCCAUUUCGUCGUAGGCUGUGAAGAAAAGAAACCGGCAACAUGUCUGACAAGAAGAUGAAUUCAAGCCGCAGGCAUCAUCUGAAGAGUUUGAUGCUGUCGAUCGCGGCCAACUGGAUUCAGCAGGAGAAAAAGGACAUCAUAGUCGCCAAAGAGGCCUACAUGACUGAGCACUGUCCCAAACCCUCCCUGAGCGGAGAUCAGGCUUCCCUCAUGGAAGCUUGCAAAAAGCUGCACGCCCUCCUCGACAAAGUGGAUGAAGAGAGGUACGACAUGGAGACCAAAGUGAGCAAAGCUGAUAAAGAGAUUGAAGACCUGAAGAUCAAGGUGGUUGACCUGGCUGGUGUAAAGAAACCCGCCCUGAAGAAAGUGCGUAUGUCUGCUGACGCCAUGCUGAAGGCGCUGCUGGGCUCCAAACACACGGUCAACAUGGACCUGAGGGCCAACCUGAAGCAGGUCAAGAAGGAGGUCAAAGAGGAGCCGGCUGAGGCGGUGGGUGACUGGCGUAAGAACAUUGAGGACAAAGCUGACAGGAAGAAGAUGUUCGAGACUUCUUAAGGAAAACCACUUCGCUCUUGUAGUCGCUUUGAGCUGUUUGCGCUUUUUAUGGAAUUUCUGGAUUUUUUGCAUUGAAAAACAGAACUUUUGUUUCAUUAAAUUUGUCAGUUUCA
This is a messenger RNA of Labrus mixtus (cuckoo wrasse), 759 nucleotides long. Its product is annotated as troponin I, fast skeletal muscle-like. Gene Ontology annotation, cellular component: troponin complex. NCBI's taxonomy places the organism in Eukaryota, Metazoa, Chordata, Actinopteri, Labriformes, Labridae. The coding region runs from base 131 to 646 and encodes 171 amino acids. Gene Ontology annotation, biological process: muscle contraction. The record is from RefSeq and is a predicted model, not a curated record. The transcript has 7 exons.